Messenger RNA from Microthlaspi erraticum, 1881 nucleotides. The record is from the annotation of a GenBank genome assembly. NCBI's taxonomy places the organism in Eukaryota, Viridiplantae, Streptophyta, Magnoliopsida, Brassicales, Brassicaceae.
AUGUCUUUCAAAGGAUUCAUCAGUUUGGACUGCGGGCUACCUCCUAACGAGUCUCCAUAUGAUGAACCGUCAACUGGAUUAACAUUCUCAUCUGACCAUGACUAUAUCCAAAGUGGAAAAGGUGGUCGAAUCGGUAAAGAAUGGGAGUACAAUUAUAAGCAGUGUAACAUGUUGAGAUUUUUUCCAGAUGGAAUACGAAAUUGUUAUAAUCUGACUGUCAAGGAAGGCACCAAUUAUCUAGUUAGGACUGGAUUCGCAUAUGGAAAUUAUGAUGGCCUUAAUAUAUAUCCCAGGUUCAAUAUAUACGUCGGGCCUAAUUUAUGGACGAUGGUGUAUGCGGCCCGCCAAAGAGAGUUUGAGAUCAUCCACAUGGCAAGGUCAAACUCCUUGGAUAUUUGCCUUGUCAAGACAGGAACAACAACACCGAUUAUAUCGAUAUUGGAACUACGGCCUUUAAGAAAUGAUUCUUAUUCCACACGAACAGGCUCCUUGCAACUCGUUCAACGGCAAUUCAAAAAGAGUCGUGACUUACGGUAUCCUCCUGAUGCCUACGAUCGUCAAUGGAAAUCAUAUUUAGAGUAUGGUGAAAUAGAAAUAAACACAACAUUGACUGUGGAUGUAUCUAAUCCAUUUGGUUUACCAGAUCUUAUAGCUAUGUCGGCUGCCAUUCCGGAAAAUGCCAGUAAUGGAUUGACCUUUACUUGGUCUCCUGAGAAACCCAGCGACAAACAUCUUGUCUACCUUCACUUUGCCGAGAUUCAAGACUUGCAAGCCAAUGAUACUAGAGAAUUUGACAUCUUAUCGGAAGAAGUCAUUACCUAUCCAGCAUAUAGUCCAAAGAAGCUACAAGUUGAUACCUUAGUCAACACAUCACCCAAGAAAUGUAGAGAUUACCCGUGCGUAUGGAAGCUGGUUAGAACUCCGAGGUCAACCCUUCCACCACUGUUUAAUGCUGUAGAGGUUUACAAGGUGGUGGAGUUUCCAUAUUCAGAAACAUAUUCAUCUGAUGUUGCUGCUAUGAAAAAUAUCCAAGCCGCUUAUGGAUUGAGCAUAAUCAGCUGGCAAGGAGAUCCUUGCGUCCCCGAACUGUUGAAAUGGAAAGGUGUAGAGUGCAGCUAUACAGAUAAGUCUAUUCCACCAAGAAUCAUUGCUUUAGACUUACCAUCAAGAGGGAUAAGUGGGAUCAUAGCACCUGACUUGCAAAACUUCACAGAGCUACAAAGAUUUAUAGGAGAAUACGGUGCCUCUACAUUGAACUGGGGAAGUAGAUUAAACAUUGCAGCAGACAUUGCACAAGGACUAGAGUACUUACAUAGUGGAUGUAGGCCGCCACUGGUUCAUAGAGAUGUCAAAACCACAAACAUAAUUAUCGACGAGCACUUCCAUGCAAAACUUGUUGAUUUUGGGCUUUCAAGAUCAUUCCAAACUGAAGGUGAAACUCAUAUAUCAACAAUUCUUGCUGGCACUCCCGGAUACCUUGAUCCAGAAUAUAACCGAACAAAUUGGUUAACCGAGAAAAGCGAUGUCUAUAGCUUCGGGAUUGUGUUAUUGGAAAUUAUUACAAACCAACCUGUGAUAGAUCAAAAGCGUGAAAACCCUCACAUAGCUGAAUGGAUGGGUUUUAUGCUUACCAAGGGAGGUAUUGAAAAUAUUGUGGAUCCAAGUCUUGUUGGAGAUUAUGACUCUCGUUCAAUGUGGAAGGUUCUUGAACUUGCGAUGUCAUGUGUGAAUCCUUCUUCAAUUGGAAGACCCAACAUGUCCCACAUUGUUCAUCAAUUAAAAGAGUGUCUCGUUUAUGAGAAUUCGAAGAAAGGAGCUAGUACAGAAGUGGAAUCAAAGAGUUCUUUUGAACAGAGCAUGGAUUUCGCAGCAGAAACCUGA